AUGGUAAGCAGCCAACCGUCAUUUUAUCCCAUGGCUUUUAACGAACUCGAAUCAAAAAAGGUGGAUCAAGCACAAACUCAGCAAAUGCUGCCAAUCUGGGCCAUUGUGAUUAUCAUUGUUGUGGUCAUUGCGUUGGUCGCAGUCGCCGUAUUCUAUAUGAAGAAGCAUCGAUCAAGAUCACUCUCAGUGGAUACGAUACACAGAAAAGAAGACGAGAAAAAGUCCAUGUCGACCUCUUCAUUUCAGACACUCGUCACUCAAAAGCACAAGACACUGAGCCCCAAAUCAGAGACAUCUUCAUCCUCAAUCACUGCCUCAUUGCCACAAUCACUGCCUUCUGCUCUUCCAGCAGCACCUUCACCAGCACAAGCAUCAAUUGCAAUCGCCAAGAAGACAAAACCAACAGCAGCGACAGCAAUUACUCCUCAAUCAAACGAGAAAACGGAUAAACCCGCAUCUGACUACAACGAAUCAGAUUAUACACCUCCUGAGCCUCUACAGGAGAUCAAAAUUUCAUUGCCAUUACCACCCCCUUCAACAUCAUUUUUCUCUGAUAAGAUGGAGCUGGAUGGCGAUGAUGCGCAAGAUUUCUAUGACAUGUAUCUAAACAGCAAAAGCAAGCAAGAUAACAGCUUUAUUUCAAUUGAUCUCGAUAUGCCUUCAUUUUACUCAAAUGUGCAACAAAAGGCAGCUACCAUCAAAUCCACCCUGAGGCAGUCCUUGAGAGUCAAGCAGAAAUCAAAUAGGAAUUCUGUCCAGCAGCUAUUCUCAGACGAACAAUAUUCAUCUAGCGGAAAAUCAGGGGAAGAUGCCAUUGUUAUCGUGCCUUUGAAGCAGGAUUCCCCAAAGGUCGUCAUUGACAUGAACCUACCCGCAUUGUCAUCCGCGCCUUCUCCACUACCGCCAGCAGAAGCACCACCACCACCACAGCGACAAGACAUCAACGUCAUUACUCAAUCAACGGCAAAUCCAUCCAUCCAGCUGGGUGCUGAUGAGUCUCCAAUUACUCCUAAUCCAAACUUACAGGAACCUGUUCGAGCUGCGAAACGUGUUAUUCGCUCUGCCUCCAGAAAGACAAAGACACGGUCCAUGGUCAUAACAGAUCCCACCACUACUGAUUUAGCGGACGACAAUGAUGAAAAUGGCAACGGUAAAAGAUCAAAACAUGGAUCUAUUCGAUAUACUAGUACUCGUGGUCCUAAAAGCAAUGGUGAACAUAUCACCAUCACAUCUGGCUCUAUGCGACGUCUUGUGCGUGAAAGCAUCUUGUUUGAUGAGGAUGCGCUUCCUCUGCCCUCCUCUGCCGCUAUAGCCAGUAGCUCUCAUGCUGCUGCUUCAUCUUCCAUAGCAGCAACAGCACCUUCAGCAGCUAAAAAGAGUGUAGUGGAUAUUGCUGGUUGGUGGGAUACUCCUAAAACUAGUGCAAACACGAAUUCAAAACCUGUCGUCGUUGUCGCCGCCACCACUGAACAUGUCAAUGAAAAUCAUUUACCCCUGAAUAUUACAUCGGGCCUAGAUAGCAUAUCAAGCAACACUCCUAAUCAAUACAGAGCUUCUCUUUCUGCUUCCAUUUUUGCUGGUACUCUCUCAAAAGCAAGCGGCUCAAACGCUUCACUGUUCUUUGAUCUAAAGGAUGAUACCGCAAAUCACAGCAAUUGUGGUGUGUCGCGUUAUGGCUCGUUUAGAAGAGGCACAUUAGGGAGAAACACACUAAGAUCAAUUACUGCUAAUGCUACUAACGGUGUCAACAGGUCCCUCAAAGGGCUAUUUGAUUACUCUUCUUCCACAUCUCUGUCAAACAAGGUGGUUCCAGUCGACAGCCAAAAGAUGGAGCUAGAUUCCGAGCCUGUCAUGUCAAUAGUUGAAAGCACUGUAGAUGUCAAUGUCGACCCGCCCCAGCACUUGAUCCGCCAGAAAAGCGUGCGCACGUCAACGUCAAGCAAUAGCAAUAGACCUGCACCGCCUGUUUCCUAUCUAAAGACAUCAGAAUCCUCUACAAAAUAUGCACUGACAGACGAUGAAGACAUGGAAGACAAGGACGAAUCUUCUAAAAAGACUGCCUUGGACGACAUGGCUCACCCUGAAUCGCCUACAUUGCCUCAAGGCCAUUAUGAUCUGCCUUCUGGAAGCAACAAGAUUGAAGCAGCAUCGCCCUCCAUUGCAAAAUUAGCAGAGAACAAUUUUGCACAAGACAGCAUGCCCAAUUCACCCUUGAGCUCAUCAACUACCCACAAAGGAGAAGUGGAUACCAUCAGACGUAUGCUUCAAGACACGUGGAUUACCAAUAUGAAGGAAAGCGCAUCAAAUUACAGCAUGCUAUCAGAGACUGAUAGUGUUGCGACAACAUCCACUCAAUCGACCAUAUCCUCGAAAUUGGUACCUCGACAACAGCAAUCACUCUUGUCAAAAUCACUGCUCACUCAGCAAGUAGCUAAGCGUGCCUCUUUGUUGGCUCGUCAUAAUGGCGAAGAAGAGUUCAUACCUCAACAAGGCCCAGAACCCUCGGCAUCCUUCUCUUCUUCCACGGUUAGAACAAUGGUGCCUGCAAAUGAAUCUGCUAUAUGUAGUAGUCUUAGCAGUGAACCUAUUGCUAUUCGUCAAAAUGCCAUCAGUAGUAAAAUGCAUGGCAGUAACAAGAUCCAAGAGUCCUCAUACGACGAUAAACCCCCUUUGAUGAAUCGGUUCUCAACAUCACCCAUGACAGACGUAUCUGCAAUAUCAUCACCACGCAACAGCAGCGCUGAAAGCAGUCGAGGCCACAGUCGCAAAAGCAGCGGAGGCAACAGUGCAGCAACAGCCUUGAGGAUCAGUAGCGGCUAUUCUGCCAAUGCAAAAACAUGGAACGGUCGAGCAUUAAAGAGGACCAACAAACCAUCCGUAACACAACAAGGCUUUGUAUCGCCCGACGAUAGUCUUGGAAGAUCCAGUGUCAAUAAAAAGUUCUUUAGUACAAUGCGAAAAGGGCAAAAAACCCGAGGCAACAUACCUUGGAUGAUGGAAGAGGAGUCCAGUCAGGAAAAAACACCUGCUCAAAUCGAACGAGAUCGAUAUCUCGAGGGUGGCAGUAUUUUGUAA
Messenger RNA from Mucor velutinosus, 3075 nucleotides. Its product is annotated as medium-chain fatty acid-CoA ligase faa2. The transcript has a single exon. The record is from RefSeq and is a predicted model, not a curated record. Bases 1 to 3075 code for a protein of 1024 amino acids. NCBI's taxonomy places the organism in Eukaryota, Fungi, Mucoromycota, Mucoromycetes, Mucorales, Mucoraceae.